GCAUUGUUAGGAAAAAUUAAUGCAACUUGAUAAAAAGUUGAUUGCACUACCGAGCGGUUGAUAAUAAAAUAAGUUCAACAAUAACACCAGUCACUUGUUCGCAGCCUGAUCGUUAACAUGAUUCCUAGUGCAGUGUUUACAAGAAAAUUUAAUUUGCAACACGCAAAGAAUUAUGUUAACAUCAUCCGCAACAUUUCUGCAGCUUCUUCAAAGUUUGAUUUACCUCUCCGGUACCAAGGAAACGACAAAUCUGUCUGGGUCGAUUACAUUAACUUGGACCAAAAAUACAAACCUCUGAAUCUUGGACAAGGAUUUCCAGAUUUUUUUGCACCGACUCAUGUUACUGAUGCGCUCGCUACUGCGACUAAGAGCAAUGAUCCGCUUCUUAAUCAAUACACAAGAUCAUUUGGACAUCCAAGAUUAGUCAACAUCCUAGGAAAGUUGUAUUCUCAGGUUUUGAACAGACAUAUAGACCCGUUUAGUGAAGUUCUGGUAACUGUUGGAGCUUAUGAAGCUGUCUAUGCAGCCCUGCAAGGUCAUACUGACGUCGGGGAUGAAUGGGUGGUCAUAGAACCUUUCUUUGACUGCUAUGAAUCUCUUGUUAAAAUUUCUGGUGGUGUACCCAGAUUUGUUCCUCUAAAACCGAAAAAAACAUCCGGAAUAAUCAGUUCAUCAGAUUGGGUAUUUGACAAAGAAGAAAUGGCCAGUCUUUUCAAUCAAAAGACAAAAGGAAUUAUAUUAAAUACCCCGAUGAAUCCACUGGGAAAAGUUUUUACCCAAGACGAGCUUGAGUUUAUCGCUGAUUUAGCAAAAAAAUGGAACGCUAUUGUUAUAUCAGAUGAAGUAUAUGAAUGGAUGGUUUAUGAGAACGCUAAGCACAUUAGAAUUGCAAGUCUACCGGGUAUGUAUGACCGUACAAUAACCAUCGGAUCAGCUGGUAAAACUUUCAGCAUAACUGGAUGGAAGCUCGGCUGGGCAUACGGCCCAGAAAAAUUGCUCCACAAUCUUAAAGUCGUCCACCAAAACUGCGUUUACACCUGUGCGACACCUCUCCAAGAGGCAGUAGCAGUCGGAUUUGAACAAGAGCUCGAAAGAUUUGGUCAACCUAACAGCUACUUCAACACACUAUCCCAAGAAUUGCUCCCUAAGCGUGACUUUAUGGCCAAAUUUCUUUCAGACAUAGGAAUGUCACCUUCAGUUCCUGAUGGCGGGUUCUUCAUGAUCGCUAACUGGGAAGCUUUAGCAGAUCAAGUGCCGCUGCACGAAGAGCCUGACGAGUUCCGCGACUAUAGAUUCACCAAGUGGAUGACUAAGCAUGUAGGUAUCCAAGGAAUACCUCCUUCAACUUUCUACUGUCCUGAACACAAACACUUGGGAGAAGACCUCGUUCGUUUUUGCUUUAUUAAAAAGGACGAAAAUCUUCAAAAAGCUGCGGAUAUUUUAUACAAAUGGAAUUCUUCGUAUUUACGACAAAAAUCAGCUGGCGCUUGAAGUUUUAUUACUAUUAUAAUUAUUAUUGUUGUUUUUAAUUAAUCAUUUUCAAUACGUAGUUGUUAAGUCUCCUCUUUAGUUGAUAAAAAAAAAUCUCCAACAC
Cotesia glomerata is the source of this 1594-nucleotide messenger RNA. Its product is annotated as kynurenine aminotransferase-like. Gene Ontology annotation, biological process: biosynthetic process. The record is from RefSeq and is a predicted model, not a curated record. The transcript has 6 exons. Gene Ontology annotation, cellular component: mitochondrion; cytoplasm. Bases 118 to 1491 code for a protein of 457 amino acids. NCBI's taxonomy places the organism in Eukaryota, Metazoa, Arthropoda, Insecta, Hymenoptera, Braconidae. Gene Ontology annotation, molecular function: L-kynurenine:2-oxoglutarate transaminase activity; pyridoxal phosphate binding.